Molecule: messenger RNA, 1967 nt
Organism: Triticum dicoccoides
Lineage: Eukaryota; Viridiplantae; Streptophyta; Magnoliopsida; Poales; Poaceae
Product: F-box protein At4g22280-like
Exons: 4
Coding region: 330-1595 (421 amino acids)
Molecular function (GO): protein binding
Source: RefSeq, a predicted model, not a curated record
UCCAACCAAGGUCCUGCGAUUCUUCCAUGUCGCAGACGCAUUCCUCCAACUCCUCAACCCGGAUAGUCUCCAUGGCUCUCGAUUGCUCGCAUCAGUAGCGACCUUCGCGUCGUUGGUCGGCCUCUGCACGUUGAGCAUCGCCUUCGUCGCUCGUAUCAGUUGCCAUUCUUCUCUUCCACCCUCGGCUCCGGCGGGAAAACUGCCGGCGGUGACCCGGCGACUCCUGCUUCUGUCUCCGCUCUUUGCCACCACGCCGGCAUUCCUUGACCGUGUCUUGCACAGUUGUACGGCCGUGCCGCAGCUUCGACGCCCGCCACCUGUUUGACGGAAUGCCUCCGCCGCAAGAAGGCAAGAGAGCCGCUCUAGCCCGCGACGAGGACAUCAUCGGCGCCCUUCCGGAAGAUCUCCUGCAGCACGUGCUCUCCUUCCUCCCGGCGCAGCAGGCCGUGCGGACCUGCGUGCUCGCCCGCCGCUGGCGCGACCUCUGGAAAUGCGUGGCAGGCCUGCGCAUCACCGGCAGCCAGGAGUCGGAGGUGACGCCCGUCCAGGAGCUCCGCGAGUUUGUGAACCACCUUCUGCUCCUUCGCUGUCGAGCGCCAAUCGACACGUGUGAGCUCAGGUUCGCUGUGGUCUCCGACGACGACGUGCCCCGUGUGGGCCUCUGGAUCCGGCACAUUAUACUCUGCCAAGUUCGGCUGCUCCGGCUCGAUAUCUCUCGGGAUGGCUACGGUGUUCACUUUUAUGUGGACAACCUGCCUCUUGCCUCUCAGCAUUUGACGAGGCUAGAGCUUAUUGACACAGGGUUAAACGACAGCUUCCUCGACUUUGCCGGCUGCCCGGCGCUGGAAGAUCUGGUAAUCAUCAAUGGCUGUUUCGUCCAUGUCAGGAAGAUCUCUUCAGUGUCUCUAAAACGCCUGGCCAUCGCUGAUAGCAGUUUCAAUCAGCAUGCCCGUACUAGUAUUUAUGCUCCAAGUCUUGUUUCUCUACGACUAGAGGACAACUGGGACAGGACUCCUGUGCUUGAGAGCAUGCCGUCGUUGAAGGCUGCAUUCGUCAGAUUUAUCAAAGAAUCUGUGGACAGGUGUUUUUAUUCCGACUCUUGGGAUUGCCACAAUGAGGACUGUCAAGGUUGUUAUGAUCUACAGGCUGUUAAUUCUCAUGACUCAGUGCUUCUCAAAGGUUUAUCUGAGGCUGAGAAUUUGACAUUGAUAGAUGAACAUGACACGUUUAUUUUCAGAAGGGAUUUGAUAUGGUGCCCUACAUUUAGUAAGUUAAAGACUUUGUUACUCAAUGAAUACUGGUGCGUGCCCGACGACUUCCACGCACUAGCUUGUAUUCUUGAACACUCACCAUUUCUGGAGAUUCUCACUCUUCAUUUCUUUUCCAAGGGACCUAAUCAUAAAGUGGAAAUAAAAGGAGGUUACAAUGCAGUGGAGAGCUCAGCUGCAAUAUCAAAACACCUUAAGGCAGUCGAAGUCAAAUGUAACUCGGUUGAUGCGGAAGUUCUCGAAAUUUUGAAAUUCCUUGGUACACUUAAAAUAUGUUUCGAGGGAAUGAAGGCCUUGGCUGAAGACAUAUGGCCUAUAUCAUCUUAAUUACUGUUUUAAGGAACGAAUGCAGUUUGCAGCAGUGACGAGGAUGCGACCUUUUGUCAGAAAUUCAUGUUGGUCCAACUCAGUGAAGCAGCUUAGAAAAAGUACUGAGAUGUUGAACCAGGUCUACCGCGUUAUAUUAUUUUUCCGUCUACCGUGGCUAUGUACUGUUUUUUAAUCGGCCUCCUUUGACUGAUUUAUCUUGCUGAAGAUGUAUUUUCACUUCUGUUAUUGUGAUAAUGUGUCAGAACCUAGUGCCAUAUCUCAUACUCCCUCCUUCCCGAAUUAGUGUCGGGUACAUCCGUAUAUAGAUAAAUCUAAGACAACUAAUUUAGGAUGGAGGUAAUAUUUGUUAGUGUAUUUAUUAUUGUUCAU